GGUCUCCAUCCUUCAGCAUCCCCUCCUCAUCCACCUAUUCGCCCUCCUCCUCCUCCUCCUCCUUCUCUUCGGUAUUUUGUGCAGCGGAGGAAGAGAUGAGGAGUGACUACCGAGGAGGAGAAAGAGGGGACCCUGAGACAACGCGUCCCACACCAGAGCGAGACAGCCACGGAACUUUGAUUUGACGCCAAAUAGCCUGCGAUGAAAAUGACAAUGAAGAGAAGGAGCCACGGUUCUUCUUCUUCUUCUUUCUCAUGGGAGGCUUAGAUGCAACGGGCGUGUGCACCAUAUGAUGUCCUUGGACUCACGCGCUCCAUGAAGAUUUAUUUGUCUGUGAUUUCGUUCUUAAUUUCUCUGAUGUUACCGCUUCGUCGUGCUUGCGCUUAGGUCAGCCGAAUGAAUCUGAAGGCAGUCUGAGCGCAUUGUUUCCAGCUCCGUUGCAUAUGGGAUUUCCAGCCGUGAUGUCUGCAAUAUUUCGCUCUUUGUUUCUGGUUCUACUCAGCCUGCUGUCAGUGGGUGCCCAGACGGAGAUGAAGAAGGUAGUUGGGGACAAUGCCACCUUACCAUGCCACCACCAGUUCCCACCUUCCAGCUCUCUUGACAUUGAGUGGCUACUGCAGAAACCAAAUUCCAAACAGAAAGUGAUUAUUACCUUCUUCGGCGGCCAGGUGUACACCAAUGAGGCCACGGGCAGCGAGGCCAGCCGUCUGUCCUUUGCUGGGGAGUACCUGGGGGGUGACGCCUCCCUACUGAUCAGUGACCUGCUGCUGACCGACUCUGGGGAGUACUACUGUAAAGUUAAGACUGGAGGAAAGUACCACUGGAGCCAGGUCAACCUGAUCGUUCUGGUUAAGCCCUCCAAGCCGAGAUGCUGGAUGGAUGGGAAACUCCUGGAGGGCAGUGAUGUCAAGCUGAGCUGUAAAUCCAGCGAUGGUUCAGACCCCAUUAGCUACAAGUGGGAUCGAGUGCUGGACAAAGGCAAGAGUCUGGGCAAGCUGCCAAACCUGGCACUGAUAGAUCUCAAAAACCCAGAGAUUGUGACGCUGAGGAAUCUCACCAUGGACAGCACAGGUGUCUAUAGGUGCACAGCGAGCAAUGACGUGGGAGAGGAAAACUGCACCAUUGAGGUCACAAUGCAGCAUGUGAGGGAUGUGGGAAUGGUAGCUGGUGCAGUUGUGGGAAUAUCCCUCGGUGUCCUCAUUGUCAUAUUAAUCAUCUGGCUCGUCUUCCGGAAGAAAGAGAAGAAGAAGUACGAGGAGGAGGAGACUCCAAAUGAAAUCAGGGAAGACGCUGAAGCUCCCAAGGCCAAGCUAGUGAAGCCAAACUCCCUGUCCUCGUCUCGUUCUGGCAGCUCCCGCUCUGGCGCCUCCUCCACCCAGUCCAUGGUGCACAACAGCGCCCAGCGUGGUCACCGCCCUCGUCCACCUGCCGUAGCAGCUCUCAAGGAAAAUGGACAGCCUCCUGGCUUUCCGCAGUCCCCUCCAGCCUACACUGCAGUGGUGCCCCCCAAGACCCCCGAGCGCCCUGCCACUCCCAAAUACAACUCCAGGAACAUGUCUGGGCCCACACCCCCGACCCUCAUGGUCCCUGCCCAGACCAAGGCCUUUCAGACUGUGUAGAACUGAAAGUCAUUCACUUCCUGCAGCCAUGUGAGACUCCCACCCUUUCCUUAUCCUCCCAGCUCCCAAAGACUGAGACUCUUCCAUAAACAAAGAAAUGCAACUAGUUAAAACGAUGUAAUUAAAAGAAUCAAUACUAUAAGUCCAAAAGUACUUUUAAUGAAUGCAUACUAAGGGAAAAUAUGACAUGCUUGCCCCCUACUGAAUUGCAUAAAACAACAAAACAAAGGAGGCAAAGGCAGAGACCGGAGAUGAAACAUUGUUUGUGUCUUAUAGCUAGGGGCAGAACUUAUUUUCUGAGUUCCUUCUUUUGGGUUUAGAAGGCACAGAGAAGCACCAUGUGCAUUGAGGUGGAAGAUGCCCCAUAGUAGAGCCUUUAUUUAUUUAUCAAAUCAAAUGGUUAGUCAGGCAUUAGAGAGGAGUGAGGAAAUGAAAACAGUUAUGGCUGGAUAAUAAAGUAAAUCUAAACUAAAUAGAGUCAUACCCCUGUUUACCAUCAGAUGCACAAGAUGAAUACAAGCGCAAAGUAAGUGCAAGACUGUGUGACUGCUAGAGAUUUUCUUUAUUUAAUUGGAGGACAGGGAUGUGGGGUGACUCUGAUUCUUGUCGCUCUGCACCUCCGUCUGGCUGCUUCCAGCACUUGCUCUGAAACCACAAACCGCUUUGCCUCCCAUGGGCUGAGGCGAUUGUGCCCAUCCAUGUGGACAGACACAGCUCACAGCAUGUGCAUCAUCUGCCUCAGUGCUCUUGGUCCUUUGUGCUCUCAUAAAGCACCCAUGAGAAACCACAGCGGUCCUGAGACUGACUCAGCAGCCUCACAAGCAGCUCAUCUGCUUUGCCAAUCAGCAGGGGAAACUUCAGGUACAAGGAUGUAGUAUUGACAGUGAAGUCAAAUUAAUGGAGCUUUUACCCUCCCUCCCACAUCCUGUCUACAUUUAAGGAGCUCCUUUUCUGGUACCAAAUAUCCUCCCUGAAUAAUAACUAGUAUUUAUUAGGCCUAUAGCGAUACUUUAAAUAUAGAGAUAAGCAACUAUUAGACCAGCUGGACUUUCCUUUGUUUUGUCUCUGUUUUCAUGUGUCUCUUCUCCCUGAACAUGUUGUGAAGGGUGACAGACAGCCAUGUGUCCAAUCAUCUAUAUUAAGAAGUGCCACCAAUCCCCAGGAUGGGUUAUUAUUGUUGUUUUUUUAAACACUUUUGUUUACCUGCUACAUUUCUGAACUGAAGCCAAAAUCUGUUGCCAUGAAUGUGUGAUUUGGUGUUAUUUUCAGCCUCCUUUAAGGUACUAAAUCAAGCUAAGGCACAAAGAAUUGACCAUGACAUUCAAUUUUACAGUACUAUGUCUGAAUAAGAGAAACAAUGAGUAUGUUUCUAGAGAAUUCAGUCAUAUAGGAAGUUUAUACCAUCAUUGUCAAUACCCUACUUGCAUCUAUAACAGAGACGUGGCGUUUGAUUGCUGUCUUGGCAAAACCACUUGCUUGGUUAACGGUCAAGCCGUGUUAUCAAGCCAGUACCUUUUUUUUGUCGUAUCCUCAGACAGACCCAGUGCUGUUUGAUUGAAAGUAGCUGAAAAAAGGGCAAGUUGCCUAUUUAGUGUGCCUUUUCAAGCCCUCUUCCCAUUGAUGGUUUCUUUCUUUGUCCUUAUCUUCAGCACACCAGUGGUUACGUCUCUGUCCACAUGCAGCUUUCAGGGUCAACAUCAGGAAAUACUGAGAGGUACAACUUCACAAACUUGCUCUGAUAAUAACAGGUUUAGCUUAGGAAGCAACAAGCAGAGUGAAUGGUAAGAAAGCAAUCCCAUGCCACAGGACAAUGUACUUUACAUUCUGUAAUUAGUCUUGUUUUAUAUUGUACAUACAGAUAGAUAUAUGCACAUGAUGUCAUUUCAUUUCAAAUUAAAGGUAUAUGAGGGGAUAUUCUCCCCUUACAGAAAAAGGCAAGUGGAAAAACCACAGUGAAUUUAAACCAUGUGUUUUGUUUGUUUGUUUAAUAUAUAUAUAUAUAUAUAUAUAUAUAUAUAUAUAUAUAUAUAUAUAUAUAUAUAUAUAUAUUUCAACAACCAUCUCUACCCUGAUGUCAUCUGGUAUUUUCAUAUAUCACAUUUACUGGGAAAAAAAAGUAUGUCGAGGUAUUCACAAGUGUAGAGAAAAAUAUCAGAUGUCAUCACAACUACUGUUCAGAGUCACAUAAAAUGUAUGCAUCUAUUGGAAUGAGUAAUUUCAUGUGAUAAUACAUGGUUGGUGUUUCUGAAACUGAAUGCCAGACAUGAAAAAAUAUAAUCUGUUGUAAAUGAUAAAUGAAUAAUGACAAAAAAAAACUUGACCAUAUACUGAAAUUUUAAAUUAGUGCUUGGCUUAUAGUAUAUAUAUAUUAGGCCAAGCACUAAUUUAAAAUUUCAGUAUAUGGUCAAGAUACUGACAGGUGACAAAUUAAAGGAAAAGGCUGAGUGUUUGAGAGGGACCCUGUUUAGGUGUCCCUCACCCCUCGAAGCAGACAUGGCCAAAAUUCAGCUAAUGCAAGGGCUAUGGACAAUCUGAACCUAGCCCUUGAUGACCUUUCAUUUAAAACAAAACAGCCAAAAAAAUAACUUUUUCACCAUGAGCAAUAGAAUAGAAUAUUUUGUCCCAAACUGUAAGAAAAAAAAAAAGCAUAAGCCCAUAUUUUAGUUUUAACCCAUGCAGGUUCUUUAACUAGUUCACUAUGACUAUCUGGAUAAAAACUUCUCCCACUCCUACCUUGGAGGGAACCAUCACUCCAAAACUACAAAAAGUUGCUGUAAAUGAGGAUUUUUAUUCUGUAAUGAAACAGAGUGGUUUCUUCUACAAUAAUAAUUUUAAGACAUCGAGGGGAGGGGUUCACUGCAUGGGUAAAUAUUUACCUUGUUGGUUUUUCUCUUAAUUUGUCACCAUCUUUAUUUUAGAAUGUAGUGUUUUAAUUGUAAAACCCAAUAAUCUUCACUCUCAGGACAAAUUUUACAAAUGGGGUUUUACAGCUAUUUUAAAGUAUGGUAAAUUAUUAGGACAGUUUGUUCAGUACUUUUGUUUUUUAAAGCAUGAGCUAAACUGAAUCGCCCUCCCAUUAAGGCCCCUUUGCAGGGUAAAUCUGCAGCAUAUGUCUAAAAAGCACAUGUGGUUUAAUUUUACACAUGGGAUUUCACACGUGACUUAACUGUAAGGGAAAUUUAGAAAAAAAAAGCCUUUUAUAUUGAACUAGAAAACAGCAGUUCAUAUUUGACCACGGAGGCUGUUGAGUGUGUGUGCGUGUGUGACGGGGGAGCGUGUUUGUAUGUAUGUACUUGCGUGCAUGCAUGCUUGUGAAUGCGCGUGAAUGUGUAUGUGUGGGUGUGUGCAUGUAAAUUCAGUAUAAGCCCUUGGGCCACACCCACACAUUCUGAUGUUAGCCAUUCACUGCGAAGGAUCCAGUCAAGUAAAUCAACCUCUAUCUAAAAUUAUGUGACUGCAGACUGGCGGUGUUUAUUUUAGUUCUCGCUGAGUUUUAUAUGCCUAUUGAACUUGGCUGUACAGGCAGCCAACAUGUUUUUGGUUGUGGGGGUGGCGUCUUGAGACAAAAGAACGUCCAUAAUUCAUAACUAUCAUCAGCUCUGGAGGCUGCUUGUAUGCUCUCUCCUUCGCUCUUGCUAUCUCUUAGCAUAGAAUGCACUUAUGGCAUCUCAAGGCAGAUAUGCACAUACAUACAAACACCUAAUACAAGCAGGUUCGAGUUGUAUAUACAUGCACAUCAACAGGUGUACAAAUCAUGUGCAGGUGCACACAAGAACACAGGUGUGUGUUUUAUGUACGCUCACAGUUGCACAUGCACGCAAACCUCACAAACCCUCACACCGUUUGCACAAACAAAUACUCCAAAUAGCAUUUCUGGUUAUUUUUGGUCCUUCAGAAUCAAUUUAAUGGAUCAAAUGUCUGGUAUUACAACUAACCAUCUAAUGGAUCCAGGAUACUAAAUGCAGCACAGAAAAGGACAUUCUUCGCUGCAUCAUCCUGAGGACAUCUACUGUAACAGAAAACACACACCUGCAAGCAGGUAUACUUGCACCAAGACAGACAGACACUGCUAUGCAUCUUAACAAUCUGGACAGCAUGUGCCGAAAGACUUUUUUCAUGGGAAUCUGGGAGAGUGGCACUUGGAAUCAGCAGAGGUAUAACAGGAUUGGUACUGAGCCAUAGCUCUAGGCUCUUGCUAUUGAAAUACCCCCUCCCUACUGCUGAUGAAAGUAGCGGUGCAGGUGGAGGAUGAGAUGCAAGUCUUCCAGCUGUUAAACUCCUCCAAGCUUUUUGAUUUGCUUUCAAGCAUCUGCAAGUCUCAGGUGGUAGAAUCCCCAGUUUAUGAGCCCUUGCAUUGCAUCCAACUUUGUGGCCCGUCAAACUUGUGUUUCUCUUUUUCUAACAAAUGAAUUUUAAGGCAUUUUUGUCUGAUCAGCGAAUGGAGGAUUGUCUUUACACAUGUCAAUGUCAACAGCACAUCCAAUAUCAUCUUUUAAAAUAGCAACCAUCAGCACUAUAUAUUGUCUUGUUACCAACACUCAGCAGUGCAGUAAAAUCAUUAAUGGUUAUCCUGCAUUACAAGAUAGAAGUAUGAAUCUCAUGUAGCUGUGUUUUAUGUUUUAUUAGGCAGUUUUAUUUCUGAUUAAAGCUGUUAAGCAGGGCAAUUUGUGGUUUGGCCUUGUCUGUCAGUAUAGGAGAAUGUGAUGUACUAUUACCUUUAAGAUGGGAAAUGAAUGGGGCUUAAAUGAACCUCAAGAAAUUAGGGAAGAUAAAGAAAGAGGUCAAAGGUACUUGCAUGUCAUAGAAGAUUGAUCAGAUGAACGCUUUGAAUGCUUUGCUUUGAUGUAACAUAAUGUAAUCGGCUAAAAAUGAAAACUUAAAAAAAAAGGAAAAUCAAAAAUUGUAAAUAUAUCCUCACAAAAAUUUUAUGAAGCUUUAUUUUUGUCUUCUUUUAAAAAUUUUGUCGUUUUCAAAUUUUCAUCCAUGUUCUUUGCACUUUUUCUGUGCUAUGCUCAUUGUUGGCCUGUGCAGAAUCUGUGUGUUUGGCUGUUUCUCUUGACUGAGUUGUUUCAGUGUCAAUGGGAGACAGGCUCAGCACGGCUUUACUAAAGGGAAUUGUAAGACACCUUUUUUUUCUUUUUGUUUUUUUUUAUUUACUCUCAUCUGUUUUUUCUGAUGUAGCUUCUCUUUGAUUUUAUAUAACAAUGGAGAUUUUUUUGGUUUGUUCAUUUUAUGAAAACAAUCCAUGUAAAUAUCACAAGUAAAAAAUGUAUAUUUUUACGACCUCUGAGUUAUUACUCUUUCAUUUGCAAAUAAAAUAUUCAAUGACAACUUAA
Melanotaenia boesemani (Boeseman's rainbowfish) is the source of this 6955-nucleotide messenger RNA. RefSeq names its product CXADR like membrane protein b (gene clmpb). The transcript is spliced from 7 exons. Gene Ontology annotation, cellular component: cell surface; cytoplasmic microtubule; membrane. NCBI's taxonomy places the organism in Eukaryota, Metazoa, Chordata, Actinopteri, Atheriniformes, Melanotaeniidae. The record is from RefSeq and is a predicted model, not a curated record. The coding region runs from base 444 to 1619 and encodes 391 amino acids.